UUUUCUUAUUUAUUUUGUUGUUUGUUUGUUUGUCUGAGUGUUUUGGGGUUUUUUUUGCAAAGGUUUGUUUGGCUUUUUUCAGGGAAAGAAGGUAGGAUGCUGCUGCUGAGCAAGAACAAGAUGUCUUCCAGUUACAACUGCUCCUGCAGAAGCUCUAUCUGGUGAUGCUUUGUUUAUCUUCCUUGUGAGUAUUGUAAGAAGGGAACCAAAAAUACCAGGCAAGCUCUGCUUUAAGGGAUAACCUCUAUAUCUCUCCUUUUGCAUCAGAAAUGUGCAAAUAGAAAAUGACAGCAUUAUUUUCCUUUCCCUCUUUUCUUGCAGCAGUAUGCUUUCUCCCCUGCCUGGCAUACUGAUUUGCUCGAGAAUCCAGGCAGCAAUCUGGUGGAGAAAAAAAAUAUUAAGCACACACAGGCUUUGUUCAGCACUAUAUCAUGACUGGACUCCUACUAGAAUCUAAUAGUUUUUGCCUCCAGAUCUCAAAGUAUUUAAUGUGUAAAAUAAUGUCCCAUUUCAACAAUUUAUUUUUUCAAGUUUUAAACAAAGAGAAUGACUGAAAUAUAUUUCACAAAUCAUCUCAUGGAUUUCUUCCUUGUCCUCAUAUGUGUCCCACAGCUCUUUCUCAAGCCUUUUUGCAUACUUGAGACAAAAUUUUGCAACGCCAGGAUAUUCUGGUUGCAAGGCCUUUCUUCAUUUAAACUGAACUUUUGCAGUAGCAGUAAAGCUUUUUGCAAGCCUUGAAAUCAUCAGGAGAGUAGUGUAGAAGUUGUAAGUUAUAUUAAAAUUAUGUUUGUGCUCUUUUGUGUUGGUGCUCUUAUUUGUGAGCCUGGGAGAUGUAGCCAAGCUUUCCUCUGGUAUGAAGUUUUAAAAAAUAUGCAAAUCAGGCAGAAUUAGAAAAUUGGGGAAGGAGACAAGGAAAAUGGUAGAUUUGACACAGAACCCCAGAGGUAAGUCAAUUCAUAAAGAAAGAUGUUGAAAUUUCCUUUUAAUAGAGAGAAUUUAGUUAUUUUAGAAUAUAACAUUGGUGAUGCAGACCCUGACCCAGGUUCGCCCGACCCAGAGUGCUGUUUCUGACAGUAUCCAUAGGUGAAGAGUCUGAGCAAGACAGGUAUGUGUGACACUUGAUGUUCUCCCAGCCUUUGCGUUUUUGAACUCAGAGACUUCGUGGCUAGAUGUGGUCCCAGGCAGUUGCCCUCUGUGAGAAUAUGUCCAGCCUUCCCUUGAAGCUACAAAAACUUGUACCAUCUGUAGUGCCCUUUGUCAAGGAGCUCCUGCUGCUCUUUUUGCUGUUAUUUUGUCUCCUUCAGGCUUCAACUGAUGACCCCCUAUUGCUGGUACUGUUAGAGAAGCAGACAAUCAGUCUUUUUGCAGACUUUUUUUUGUAUACCCAGAAGUCACCUCUUUCAUAAACUGAUGUGUCCUACCUCGCUCAUUUGCUCCUUGUACAGCCCCUUUCUCUAUCUUUGAUCUUCUCUUCUGCCUUCCUCUGAACAUUUGUCAGUUCUGCUAUAAAGCUUUUGAGGGAUUUUCUUGCUCAGUUUUAUGAGAUUCCUGACAGUUUUUCACAGCUGAUGCUAGUCCUUACUAUCCUAAAUAACUUGGUAUUCUUGAUAAGCUUUCUUACUUCACCCUUUUCUAAAUUUUCCACUGAACAGCACAGACCCCUCUUGAACUGUUGCUUACUCUUCACUGAGAAAAUGUUGCUACUCUGUUUCCUAACCAGGCAAAGACCUUCUAUAGAUGCUUGGUUUCUUCUAAUGCUUGAGAAAAUGUUUUUGAAAAUCAAGGCAGUCAGUGUCAACCAAAUUACUCUUAUCUUCAGAUUUGUGGGUCCCUUUGCAGUUCUCCAGGGAGAGCAAGAAAGAUCUUCUCCUUAUAAAAGCCCUACUAACUUUCCAUACUCUGAUCAUCCCAAGUAGCUCGUGCUUCUCUAGUUGACCACUCCUUUUUUUUGCACUAUUACAAUUCCUCCGAAUUGUCUUGGUUCAAAGGUCAGGCUGCUUUUCCUAUGUUGCUUCUGAUGAUUUUUUAGGAAUUGGCGCCAGUUUGACCCACAGCUGUGACUGAAUGUUGCAAUGUACCCUGGAGCUGAAGAGAUGGUCUCCAGGAGCUCAGCACCCUGUGGUGUCCUGGCCCCAUCCUUGGCCGGUACACAGGACAUAUCACACUGUUCUCAAGUGAAAACCUGCAUGCUCAGAGAAAGAAAAAGAAUUAAAGCAUACAUAGGUAGGAUAGACUGGGUGCUUACGUGGGAGUGGGGUAUUCAGUCCCUGCUCUGCCACAGCUCAGUCUCUGUCUGCGUCUCUCCCUGCAUGUACUGUGGGUGUAGUGGUAUUUUCCCAGCUCACAGGGUUAGGGUUGGAUAAGUAGACUGCAGAUAGCAAGAACCUUAUUUACUACUGGAAUCUGUGCCAUAGUAGAGCCAAAAAUAGGUGGGUGAGUGUACUUACAGUACCAGUGGAGCGUUGCUAACCUUGUGUGACAGAGUGAAGGCUAGCAUGCUACAAAUGCAUUGUGAAGAGGGAGUGGGAAAGCCCUGGCUGAGCACAGUAGGAUCAACCUCUCUGCAUGGAAAAGGUGCUGGUUCCCCUUGUCAAAACAUUGCCUUAAGCAGGAUUUUCCAAACAGGGCAUUUUUUGUCUGACUUGAACUUUUGUGUGUGAGCUUUAGGGCCUGCUUAAGGCUGUAAAACCAUUACUUCAGACAUGCUGGAAGUUCUUCAUGGCCUGGAGAUGAAACUGUGAUGGCAGAAAGGGCCAGGCGCUGUGAAACACAGCACAACAGAAAGGGACUGUCACAGAGGGGGCAUGUUGGCCAUGAGUCUGCAAAGAGUAGUUAAAACUGGCUAGAGUACAGUUAUUCCUUAUGUUGCACUACACCUCUAAUUUAAACUUCUAUGUGAAAAUUAUUUUCAGCAGGUAGUGAUCUGCAGGAAAAAAUAUUGGUCUACUUGGUAUUAUGAGAGAUAUCUCAGGCUGUCUGAGGUACAUUGAACUGUGUGCUCUCUCUGCUCAAUGCAUUGUGCAUUAGUCCAGCCACACCUAACAGAGGCAUUUGCAUGAGUAAUUAACUGCCAUUUCCUGCAAAUCAAAUUACUUGGAAUUAGAAUUUAAAAUUGCUUUCCAAUUACUGAACCACACUUGUUAGUGAGAGCAAUGUUUUUACUGUGCCACAUUUAGAAAGGGCAGAGGCUCUUAACUCUUUCAAGAGAGCAAUUAUUUCUGAGAAGCACAGUGCGUCCAGGGAUCCCAACCUUAUUUGCUUUACACUGCUAUCAACCACUGGAGCCAGUGAUGCUGUUCUCACAAGUGAGACAAAUUAAUUUGCUUCAUAAAAUUUAUGAGUAGAAAAACAUAAAAUUUCCUUUAUUAGCAUCAUGUUUCAAGGACAGUUGUAUGGGCUUCAGCACAAAGUUGGUUUUUGUUUUUAAAGUAUACAAGCAAAAUUGUUCAGAACCUUUUCAUGACAGGCUGUAUGAGCAGAUGUAUAUAUAAUUCUAAAUGAAGAUGUCCCUAUUAUCACUUAGAGUAUAAAUUUAAAUUGUCAAUAGGAAUGUUGCACUAAUAUUAGAGAACAGUAUUUCCUAAAAAUAUUCUUUGAAAAUUUACAGACCCUGAAUUUCCUCAUGUCUUGUGUCUGACAGUGAUCAGAAAAAUUGUCUUUCUGUCUUCUUGAAACACAACUAAAUAAUAAAGGGGAUUAUGUAAAAAUGAUGAAGCUAGGACAUCAUAUUUUAAAGCUGCACUGUGGGAACUUUGGCUGGCAUCAAUGUGUUGAAGAAAAUAAAUGUAUUCAUAUUUCUUGAUUCCAGCAAACCAAGUCUUGCAUGUAACUUAAAUGACUUCCUGGCUAUCUAGUGUGGUUUCACAGAGUCAAAGCCUUAUUAUUAUUGUCCUUGAAGAAUACAGUACCCUGUUAACCAUUAAUAGGAGUCAAUUAAUCCUAAUUGAUUCAGUGACCAGAGAAUAUUUGAUGUUCAAGAUUAUAAAAUAUUAUGAGAACGGACACUAAUUUUUGCCAUCUCCUGCCUAGAAAAGGAAUGGAUUUAGUUAAAAGGAAUACUAGAAGUACAAGUUGAUUUUUCUGUAUUAUAUAUAAAAGCAUAAUGACAUUGUGUAGCUAACUUGAACUGACAAGAGCAAUGAAAUGUAAGGUUAAGAUUCUUACUACCUUUAAUCUUGCUGAUGCUGGAAGUACUGCAGUGCACUAAGCAUUAACACUAUGGAAAUAAAGAGACCAAUUAUAAUUGUAAACUGGCGUGGAAAAAGGAAAGCUUGACUCAUUUCUUAUCAGAUUCAUUGGCAGACUGUUAGUACAAUCACAGAAUAAUCCCUUCUGAAACCAAUAGAGGUCUCCAAAUUAACAGCAAAAAGAGAAUUUGCCCUAUAUUUGCUUCAUCUCACCCCAAAAGUCGCCUUUAAUUUACCCUAUCAAGUUAGCGCAUGGGUUUAAGGAGGAGUGAUGACACAAAAGGUAUGUCAUUGGUGCUGCCUUCUUUCCUUUGCUCAGGCCAGAUGGCUCUGCUCUGGGGAAUCUGCAGUGCAUCCUGGAGAGCAAUCAUAGUAUGAGAGGUGAUUGCUGAAGGUGAGUUCCUCUGCCAGCACCCAGACAACCUGAGUUAGGGUUUCACUGACUCUCAUGUUCUAAUUGUAAGGAAAGGCAACAUUUGUGCAGUUAAAGAGUGUUUGGACCUGUGAUGGAGGCUGAAAACGGAAGUGUGUUAUGAAGUUGCACAUCGGAAAAUAAAAGGAGAGGGAAGAGAUACAGGAAGUGAGAGGAAGAUGAAGCAGGACAGCAUAGGUGGAUGGAGCAGGUGAGCAGGCUGAUGGUGAAUGAGCAGAGCUGUUUGCUGCCAAGCAGCUCUGGGCAACACUGGGGAAGAGAGACUUGCAGACUCUGUGAGGCCUGAACUUACUGCCUCCCCCUGGGCUAUGGCUGAGUUGUCAGCUUGUGUCAGCUGUUUUCAGAGUGUCUUCAGGAGGGUUUGAUACAAGGGUGAUGAAGAGUGCAGAAAAGAAGCCUUUUCUUAAGCCACCUACAAGCACAAGAAGGGUCAUGGUAAUUCAAGCCUUUGCCUUCUGAAGAGAAGGCUGACAUACUUUCAGAGAUCACAGUGAUCUAACAUUGCCAUGAAAGCUUGAAAGCACCUCGUUUUGAAAGAGAUGAGGAUUUAGCAUCAUCUGGGACAUUUUUUGCCACCAUUGCCAGGAUGCUGGAAGAGCUGAACAGUUGCUUGGAUCUGUCAGUUUGGUGUCUGUUCAGAUGCUCAUCACACAGUUUUGCUGGACAAUUAGCUCCCUGAACCUUCUCUAAAAGGAAUAAUGCUGGGCAGAAACCAGACAGGACAGUGCUGCACAAUAUAUUUAGACAGUUAAAUGGUUAACAACAGAGAUCCUGUUGUGAUUCAGUCAUGCCAGUAGCAUAAUGCCAGCUUCUGUCCUCAUCUGACACUUUCACGCUGCUCGGAAGGAACCGCUGGGGAAAUAUGCUUUCACAGAUUGUUAGUUGUACAGCCACAGCCCUCAGAGCCUUGUAUAAUAAGGCAUUAGCUGAGGAAGGGGAAAUAACCAAGUGCUGGUCACAUAUCACGUCAAUUUUUGCUAUCAGCACAAGCUCAAAGGCAGCUGAUUCUGGGUGGGAGGUAAGGCUUCUCAGAGGUCACCCCAAUUAACAUCAGGGCUUGGACAGGGGCCCCGCCUGGUUUCAUAGAUAAAGCUUCGCUGCUUUUUCAUUUACUGAGACGAACCUGACUAAAAUGAGCAAUUGGGCUCUCAUGCUGCAAAAAGCUCUAAAGUAGGAUCCUCGGUGUAUGUGUGUACGUGCUGGCAAAGCACAGGAUGACAGACUCCCUCACAGUUAGCAGGGGCAGGACGAAUCUGUAGCACAGAGAAAGCAGUAUAUAGGUCCUAAUUAUUUUUUAUUUUGGAGUAAAAUCACACUGAAAAGCAAACAGUUGCAGUCAAUACUGAAAAAUGAGCUUAUUUAUCUCUUUGGACACAGAAGAUGCUCCAGCAUUGAUUUAACUGCAAUGUACUGCAGGGCACUGAUUUCAAGAUAAGGCAUGAUUGAUGGGAAGACACUUGGUAUUGGGGCAGCGCCUUGGCAACCUUUAACGGAGCAUCAGCCACGUGUGCAGAGCUGUCCCAAGCUGUACUCCACGUGCAGUGAACAGGGACUGUGUCGUUGCUGCAAAAUAAUCUGGGAGCAUCAGGCAGGGCAGAAGUCUGUUCUGUCACUGUAUUGGUGACAAGGCAAGGUGAGGGUAAGGAUGCUGGCAGAAUGCCUGGAUCUCUGAGUUUGUUCAUUUGUGGUACACAUUGUAUUUUCUAGAAAUACCCAUUCAUAAGUUUUUAAGUAAAAUAAAAACUCCGCUGUGGAGUCUGAGUUUCUUCUUCCUCAUACCAAUGAGUACAGUCAUAUCUGUAAUGUGAAGAGCUUCACAGUGGGUUUUGCCUAUGUAGUUCAUCUGAUCUUUUCAAUAAACUUACAUCCCAAAGAUCCAGAGGAAAAUUUCAGCUAAGUCCAUUUCCAACCUCUGUAUGCAUACAUCAGAUCUGACCCACUGGAAGAAACCACAUGCCAAGUUCACUGGCUGGUAGAAUAGCAAAUUUCAAGAAGUUUAAUUGUCCCACACAGUUUUCUUUUUCAAAGAGUCCAAUAAUAUCCAGUUUCAAUUUCAGAGAGCAAUUGUCUGUAAAGAAGUGUUAGCUAAGUAAAGUGAAUUGUUUGAACAGUGCUGGGAUUUUGAACUGUCGUUGUGAGAAAGGCUGCUUUUUUUCUGGACCAGCCAGGCAAAGCUGCAGCUUCUUUCUAUAGGAGGGAAGAUGGUGAAUAUUAAUCACCCCUUGGCAACCUGUCAGGGACAGAUUGCAACCCAAGAGAAUUGAUUUGCUGAUUAUCUGAUGUGACAGGUUAAUAAACUAAUAUUUAUACAUAGGGUAAAAGUAACAGUAGAGUUGGGCAAGAGAUCUGCAUUUCCUGAACUCUUAGGUCAGUGAUUUGUGUGGGAAAAAUGUUUUCCUUUCUGGCCUUGGGGGAAAGGGUGGAAAUAUCUUUGUCAAGAAAAAUUGUUUAAAUUCUCUGUGUGCUUGGGAUUUCUCUUUGAGAAGACCAUUCAAGAAAAGAACAAGACUGGCAAUUCUGGGUUCCUUGGCUGACUUUCCAGCCUGAGGACUGAUGUGGCACAUGCUGACCUGACCACCCAGCUGUCCCACCCUCCCUGGGUACCAAAAUAUUUGACAUUAUCAGACACUCUAAAAAUGUCUCCCAUGGUGUCUGAUGUCUCUGUGGUUUACCUGAGAGUUGGGUCAGCAUAUGUGCCGUUCUGGACUUAGUGCAUUGCACAGGCAUUUUCUUCCCAGCUUCCCUUCAUAAACAACAAGUGCUGGAGCAAGGAAGAGGGAAAUACUGAGCAGCAUCAUCCUUGAUGCAGGUGAACCAGAGUCCCAGUGACAGCUGAUCCUUGGCCACUGAUUCUACUGUGAGAAGGGAGGAAGGGUUUCACUUGAAGGUCAUUCCAGGGGGCUGAAAAAUCCCCUUAGGGAGAUGCUCUCUGUUAGGCUGGGUGAGGAGCCUAUGUGGCAACUCCAGCAUCCAAGCCAACCCUGUAGACAGCAAGGUGUGACUCCUGUGAACAAGAGCAAUUGGAGAGGGUAGAGCUAAUGAUGGACAGACCCACCUCAAUGAUGAGAGGAAGCUGUGGAUACCCUUGGCAGUAAGGACGGGGCUUCAGACUUGUGAUAGAUUUCUUCAGGGGGCUAGGAGAUGCAACUCAUUCAAAGCAUGUAAAGGAGAAUUAAAAAAAAAAAAAUUGAAACACGUAACCCAUAAAAAACCCGAACCCUUUGAACAUUGCUAUUUAUGAUUACACAGGAAUUCAAGGCUUCCUUCAUGUUCAUAGCUAGAAACUGUUUUCCUAGAUAAAGUUUUAGAGGCUUAGAUGUAAUCAGCUAAGGAACUCUUCAAAUAAGCUAAGCUGUGUUUUGAUUUGGUGCAAAUAAGAAGUGAAGUAAUAGGAAUAGCUAUUCCUGGAACAGCUGAAGCUUUGAAAUGCUGAUUUAAAAUGCUUCAUGCUGCCAUUCAGCUGUCCUGUCAUAGCAGUAUGGAGCAAAAGACAGUUUUCUUCUCUGUAAACAUACAAAAAUAAGGAUAUAUGAGCAAUUGGAAAUAAAAAUCUGUUUCUAAAAAUAUAGGGGAGAUAAUUUUUUUCCUCUUUUACUUUUUACUUUAUAUUUUUAUUCUAUUUUUCCUUCCUGUAUUUCUUCUUAGCAUCAAAAACACAAUAGCAAUGUUUCUUACAAAGGACAUCUAGUUAUCAUUUCUCUACUGCUGUUACCUCACUCGACAUCAUGAUCUGAAAAGUCUGAUCAUGUAGGGCAUAACUGUAAAUUUGCUAUAAACACUCAUUCUCCUGCAUUGUGAGCUGACAGGGAAGAGAGAUCUGGGAUGAUGCCUGUGCUGCAGUCAGAAGCCCAGGCAGAGCAGGUAUGGGGAGAAGGCUGAGGAGCUGCAGGGGUACCAGCAUGAGGAGCUGUCAGAGUCUUUGCCCAGGUCUUGAGCAAGCCUUUGGCAUGGUGGUAACUGUGUUGGCACUGAUAAAGGAGCUGGUUUAGGUCUACCUAUACAUAUGCUUCAGCCCCACACCGGACAGUAUAAUCAUACAGAAUCUGCCUUUUGGAUUUCUGUCUCUGCAUUCUGCCCCUGCCUUCCCCUCUUUGGCCCAAUAUGCAGAGAAUGUUUCCUGUGAUAUUUUAGCUGAAAGAGGCUGUUCUCAGCCUGCUGGCCAUUGGGAGGAGACCAUUGCUACCCCUCCUUCCUGUUCCCUAAACACCCCUAUUCUGAAGAUGUUUUACCAGUCUCUAUUAGGCUGUGUGCUCCCCUGUGAAUGGGGCUAUUCCGAAAUAGGCUUUACUUUUCCCCAUCAGCUGGUAUCAAAGGUAACUCACAGAAUAAAACAGAUUUGAAUAUGGCCUAUUAUGAGUCUGUGCCUAAAAGUGAUUGUGGAAAAACAAUAUUUUGUCUUUAUUUUGCCCCAAUUUGGGGCAAAUCUCUUUCAAGGUCUAUGUUAUUUCCAGACCCUUGAUGGUUUCCAUUUAAGUUCAGGGAUGUUUUCCAGAUAUUUGUAUAGCAUUAUAGUGAGUUUCUGAAAACUUGCCAUGCAGCUUUACUUCAGUGAGUAGCACUACUAAUGUCCACCAGACUCCUGCCAUGUGGAAACUCACUCCCACAGCUUCAUAGUGGUAACAUUGAUACAGCAACAGCAAAUUUCUUAUUCUGUAUGAAUCUGGGGGCAAAUAAGUUCUUGAGUUAAAUUUAUUUUCUGAAAUCAGAAAUACUUUUAGGAGCACUUUUUUGUCCUAUUGAGAACAACUAAUGGUGUAUCUGAUAAGACAGAUCCUAAUAAAUGGAUUAUUCUAUGUAGAAAGAUACUAGUGAAUCAUAUCUAUAAGUUAGGUUAUUUCUUCUGCCUGUGAUACAUAAACACAGGGAGUUUGCAAGUGAAGGGUGCUAUACUGAGGACAAAUGGAAAGAAUUGCUCUGUUGCAUGGUGCUCUGUUGUCUUGUGCCUUCGUUGCUAUGGGAUGUAAUUCUAUUACCCACUGUACUGUUAGAUUUCAGAAGGGUAGUUCAUAACCACUAAUAACAUUUGUGGCAAUCUGAGCUAAGUUAAUGAAAAAAGAUAAUCAAAUCUAAUGCUCCAGGGCAAGAUAUGUGAUAUCUCCAGGGGUCAUAAAGAGAUCAUACAGCUGUCUUGGGCCAAGGGGCGGUUCUAUGUGUGAGUGCAAGAAGAGGCAAGAGGCAGCAGAAAAGUGAGGGUCACCUUGCUCAGAAGCACUGUGUGCUGGUCACUGGCAGAGGCAGGAGGGGAUUGCUAGAUAUGUCACAGAGAUGGAGACGCUUAUUAAGCUAAUGACAUUUUUAGUAAUGCUGAUACCAAUAGAUAAAUUUCAGCUGAUCCCAGACAUUUGUCUCAAUGUGUUGAUUGGGAAAUUGGAUGAAGUAGUCUAUGCAUGGUUCUGCCUUGUCCACAGCAGGCAUAUACUGACUUGGGAGCUGACCAAGAAUGGCAUUAAAAUAGCCUUUGGAAUUUUUUUUGAAAACACAAGCUUCAGUAUGAAACUCACUUCUGAAGCAAAUGCAGUAUUUUAUUGUAUCUCUAGACAAUACCCAGUUGUGAAUUCUUCUUGCUUCUAGCUAUAAACAGAGAUUUUUUUUUUUUUUUUUUUUUUUUUUUUUUUUUUGUGGACCCUUUCAUCACCACAUACUGGUAUGUCACUUAAGGGUCCAAACAAGGACUUUGUCUUCCUUGUAGGCAUGUAACUGAUAAUGUUCAGAAAAAGGACACGAGCAUUCUUCUAUUUCUAUUACUGUUCUCUUUAAUACAGAUCUGCUUCUGACUACAGUAAGACUUCUGUCCUAGUUUCAGCCAAAGACAGGUUAAUUUUUAGCUGUAGCCACGAGGUGGCAGAGCCUGGAGCUGUGUGUGUGUGUCUAGGUUGUUACUCUAUGCCAUGGACUUCAUCAGAGGGAGGCAGAAAUAAGGGAUUCUCCCUUCCAAGGAGGAUGAUGUGGCUUGUUGACGUUGCCAAUGUGUUUUUCUCCACUCCUCUGGCAGCAGAAUGCAGUUUGCUUUCACCUGGAGGGACAUGCAGUACACCUGGAAUUGACUCCUCCAUGGGUGGAAGCACAGCCCCACCCUCUGCUAUGGACAGAUCCAGGCUGCACUGGAAAACAGUGAGGCUUCAGAACGCCUGCAGUUCUUUGAUGACAUCAUUGUAUGGAGCAACAUGGCAGAGGAAUUUUUUGAGAAAGGGGGAAUAUAACCCAGAGCCUCCUGAAGGCCGGUUCUGCCAUAAAACAAAGAUUAAUGGACCUGCCCAGGAAACUCAAGUCUUUGGAGUAAAAUGGCAAGAUGAACGUUGUCACAUUCUCAUGGACGUGGUCAAAAACCAGCAAAAUACCAACUGUGUUCCCACCAACAGGCAAGAAGGAAACAGUUUUCUAUCUCAUUGUUCUUUCCAGUAAAUUUUUCAUAUCUCAACUAACUGCUCUUUGUCUGUCUUACUGGAGGCAGGGGAAGAAGGGGAGUGGGUUGUGGUUUCCAUUUUAGUGGGAAAACUAAAUUAUGUCAUUCCAUUCCUACACCACAACAACUUCUUAUACCAAAUUCUAGCCAUGUGAGGAUAUAAAAUGCCUGUGUGUAUAUGGCCAAAGGUAGGAAAAACAAGAAGGCUAAGGACUGCAUGAAAUGGUCCCUCCUUCCAUAUGCCUUCCUAAACCUCAGAGACUUCCUAAAUUAGGUGUUUUAACUACUAUAGUUUGCCCUUGAUAGUUAAUCAAUUCUGAAUAGAUGCACUGGUUCCCUUUUUGAACAUUUUUUAAUAGAUCUUACUAAUUUUCUGUAGCACUGAAUAAGGAGCCCUAAGAGUUCUCCAAUAAAGGGACUUCUGAAAGUAAAUAUGUGUGAUGGGCAGGUGUCAUUUGUUGCCUUCAAGUGUCCUUGUAGCCUACAGUGGUGCAAGUGCCCCCCACGCAGCCAUCUCAUGCCCAUGGGAGAUUGUGUGACUGUCCCACUAUGGGUCCAUUCACUACUGGCAUGUGCUCAUCACAGUUUUUUUUUUUACUUUGAGUAAAAAAAAUACAGGCUGUAUUUGAUACUAGAGUAAUUUUGCCUUUUCCCUUCAGAACAACAACAGCUAUCCACAGAAUUUAAUGGGAAAUAUUAAAGAAAGUGUUUUGGGACCAGAAUCCCUUAGUAUCAUGGUCUGUACCUUUUAGGAGUGCUUGCAUGUUUUUCCUGCAGUAAUAGUGGAGUACUUUGAUGUUCGCAAUUGUAUUUUUUAUCAACAUUUUCUAACUUCUUUUCAUGUUUUUCAGAAAAUCUCCAUUAAUUUCUAGGAGUAUGGUUGCUUGUAAAGCUCCUGACUUUUUUGAGAUUCAAAAAAACCCCAAAAAUUCAGCUGCUAAUUUUUAGGGUUUGCUGUAGAACAGAAGAAAUAAUUGUAAUAAAUUUUCUUGAAUUUGCCAUGAUAAUAUUAAUAACAUUUCUAUAAAGCUUGGAUUGAAACAAAAAAUCUUACAGAAAAACUGAUUGAAAGCUACUGUACAAAAAUUAAUUGCUUCCACCCACCCUUUCCCACAGUUCCUCAAGACAUCACCAUGUUUCUGUUUUAAGCGUCUACAAUAUAGAGUUAUUUAAACAAAUUCAGGUUUUAAUUAAACAAAGUAGGCUGGGGUUUCUGUGGGUUUGACAACAAUUUUCAAUAUGUAACACCAAAUAGAUUUUGCUUAUUAUUUGUAAUACCAAAGGAAAUUUUAUUUAACUUUCUUUAUUCUACAAAAGAAAAAUUAAUAUCACCCCUAAGGCAGUCAAAGUUAUUUUGGAACACUGAGCUAUUACAAAGUUUCCAGCAUUGCAAAUAGUGGUAGUUAUUUUAAACAACAUUAAUUCACCCUUCUAAAUUGCUUCUCUCUCUUUCAGCACAGACUUGCCUCUUCAUAGGAUGGUUCUCAGCUGCAAAACAUCCAGACCCUAAUUUAUGUGUAUGUGAAUAAUCAAGGUUAAUAAAUUCCCUGUGGGAGAAACAGUCAGUGCCAUUCAGACCACAUUCUGUUUUCCUCCCUUUCCACAGAGUAGGCUGUUGAAAAUGUGUCUGAUGAAAUUGUAGGUUCCUUCUCUACUCUCAUGAAUUAAUUUAAUGUUUCUAAUUGGGAUUAGGUGAAGUACCUCUCCCCAUGACUGGACAGCCAGCAGGUAGGACAAAUGAGUUUAAAUAUCUACUCUAAAUCAAGGAGAGAGAGGAUAAAUUUACAUAUUUUCUUUUUUCCCCACAUCAUAAUUGUUUCUAUUUCUAUAGAGUGUACUGGUUUUGGGGCUUUUUAUAUGUGCAGCCCAAAUCAAUGACCCAAGCACAUGUCCUAGGUCACAAAUUGACUGGAGAGUAGGAAAGACAAGAUUCAUAGCUUGGAUUUUCAAGAAAAUUUUCCUUUUAGCCAGAGGUAGAUGGAAGUUUAUUGCCAACUUUACUAUAUUAGAUUAAAUUAGGAACCUAAGCACAAUUUUCUCAUGUCCUCUUUAUUACAUCUCUGAUGGAUUUGUGCAGUUCCUUGGCUGGUUCUUGGACCAUCCUUCUCACACAGAUCCCAAAUACUGCCUAGAAGGGCUGGUACCUACAAGAACUGGGGGCCUGUGUGUUCGAGUCGGAUGCAGUGCAACAGCAGUAAAGUAUUUAUUCUGUAUCUGAGCUGGGCAGCUGAGAAAGCCCAGCCUGAGUACAAGCUUUGAGGCAGUUUCAUUUUGCCUCUAAGCACAUAUAGACAAUACGUGCGCAGCUGAGCAAUUCACUUGACCUUGCCCUUUUAACACAAGGAGCUUGUAUUAAAAGAGGAUACAGGUCUGGACUUUCAGCCAGACUAUCACUGUGUAUGGCAAACCAGUGUGAUCACACAUUCCUCUUCUUGUGCAGCAACCUGGUCAUUAAUCUGCACUUCCCUACACACAGACCAAUUCUCAAGGCAGCUGGCAGUAUCUGCUGAAGCAUUGGAAGGUAGGGAGCCCUUGGAGUGACAGUGUCAAAUGGGACCAGUAUGGGUGUGCCCAGGGCUGCAUUGCUGGUGGGGUGAGAGGUAUGCAUGGGAGGGCAUGGACAGAGACCCUGUCAGGAUGGAACCUGUGCAUACCACAAAUUCUCUCUCCCCUUUGUGUCCUGGUUUUCAUGUUGAGGAAAGGGGACUGCAAUGACCCCCUGCAGGUGCCAGCUGCAUUGCUGACUGCCCUGGGACUCACCAUCUCCUGCUAUGGCUACACUCACAACUGCUCCCAGUGAUCUUAGGAGGGCUUAUUCAAAAUGUGAUUAUCUUGCCAUGGAUGCCAGGACAUCAGAAAUGGCCCUGUAUGGCAUGAGAUAAGGUUUGGCAAGGAUGGUGCUUAGGAGGUGCCAAGAAGAGCUGAUGGACACUGGUGACUACAUACAGAGAGCACUCCUGUACCCUGCUGUCCAGUGAAGCCCCCAGCACACAUUGCUAUCUGACAUUUCAUUAUCCAGUAUGUCCCAAUAGCCCCAGGUAAAGACAUCAAAUCAGUGUUGCUGUGUUGGUUCAGUUCCCAAGCAGCUGCCUGAGGUAAAAAUGGGUUAAGCAUUUAGACAUUGACCAUUAUUGGAUUAUACCAGGAUCCUAUCAGUUUUUAAUCUUCGAUAAGAUGCUGAAACAUGCCUUUUAAAUUCACUGCAGCCCUCACAUAAUUUUACUUUGACUCCUUGAAUUCUUCCUGUCAGUUCCCCCAGAACAGCCAGGAUGAAUACAGGGCUCCGUGAAUUGUCUCACUCACGCUUUAUAGAGAGGCAACACUGCCCCUUUACUUAUGUGUUCUAUUGACCUGUUGACAUAGCCGAGGGUGGUGCUGCAAACUGAUUGGUGAUUGGUGAUAGUCUGAAUUCGUGGGAUACAUGUAAAAUGCUAAUUUUAUGAGUUAAACAUUGAAGAGGUGCCAUUAGUUUUUAAAAGUCUUAUUCCCACUUGGCUCGUCUCAUAAUCACUGUUAUAAGGAAGAUUACUGGGAUGAGCACAACAAUAAAAAUAAGAGGGGAGAAGUCUUUUGCCUUAGUCUGGAGUUUGAAAAGACCUUGGAGUUUUUCAAUUUAUUUUGCACUGGACAGCAUUUAUGUGUAUGUAUUUAUAGCCAUUAUAUGUGUUUUGAUUGGGGUAAUAAUGAAGAAGACGAAUGGAGAGAAGGAAAAAUGUGACACUAAAAGCAAGCAUCCAUCUCGCCCAUGGGUGGAUGAAGAUUUAAAAGAUAGCACUGACCAUCCCUUAGAAGAAGAAGAGGGUGGGGAAGAGUGGCAAGGACUUGAAGAAAAUGUUGCCCAUGUCCCCUUCACUGGCGAGCGCUACUCUGAGGCUGAAAUGAUUAAGAGGUCUCAGACAUUCUAUGAGCUUCUAAAUAAGAGGCGAUCUGUCAGGUUUCUCAGUGAUGAGCCAGUCCCCAGGGAGGUUAUCGAUAAUGUCAUCAGAACAGCAGGUACUUCACCUAGUGGAGCACACACUGAGCCCUGGACCUUUGUGGUAGUGCAAGAUCCGUAUUUAAAACAUAAAAUUCGUGAAAUUGUAGAAGAAGAAGAGGAAAUCAACUACAAAAAAAGGAUGGGAGACAGAUGGGUUAAUGACCUGAAAAGGCUGAGAACAAAUUGGAUCAAAGAGUACUUGGACACUGCUCCAUAUUUGAUUCUCAUUUUCAAGCAGGUAUAUGGGCGGCUUCCUAAUGGCAAAAAGAAGACCCACUACUACAAUGAAAUCAGUGUUUCCAUUGCCUGUGGCAUCCUGCUUGCUGCACUGCAGAACGCGGGUCUGUGCACAGUGACCUCCACACCCCUGAACUGCGGCCCCCAGCUCCGGGUGCUGCUCCAGCGGCCAGCAAACGAGAAGCUCCUGCUGCUGCUCCCCGUUGGCUACCCCAAGGAAGAUGCCACCGUGCCUGCGCUGAGGCGGAAGCCGCUGGAAGACAUCAUGGUGGUCAUAUGAGCCCAGUGCCAGGAGAAGGGAGCAAUCCUGCUGACAGCUGAAGAUGUCACUGCUGUUUCUGUGCAUUGUCCCCCUAUGUCGCUGUUGCUCUGGCUGUUUGCAUCUCCAUUCUUUUAGUGCUAGUAAUCAACUAACAGCAGUGAGCAGUCGAGCACUGUGCCUUGGACAGCUGCUGUUACCUAUCUGACCAGGGCAUUGUUCCAGGGAAUAUGUACAAUGGCAUUUAAAUGAUCUCAUCACUUGAUUUUUCUCAUGCAUUGUAGGGAUGAAUCUCUUCUUGAACUGCAAUAUAUAUUUUUCUUAUACUUUUGUGAUUGCCAUUAUACAGUUAUUUUAACUUAAGAAUUUUAAUGAAGGUUGUAUUAAAAGAUACAAAGAAGUUAAACUGAGCUCCUAUCUUGGUCAGCGCGUGCUGUUUAAAUGCCCCUUCCCCUUUAGUGUGUUCAGCUGUGUGUAGGAAGAUGCUAUUUUCCCCUAUAUGGUAGGAUUUCUUCACUUGAUUUAUCUCAAAAACUUUCUCUGUACCGGGCUUUCUAAAACUAUUGUGGCUACGAGUGUCUCGUAGGUUGGGGGAAAUUAAGUGGGAACAAGGCAUUCAAAUAAUUUGCUUGUUACCAUUUAUUUGUACGCGCCUCCAGGCACAGUUAGAUCAUGUAGUAGCUAUCAGUCGUGUCCCCGGUACUUCGCUGCAUCCACUGGAAGCUACUAUUCUGGUUAUCCUGUUCAUACCUACAGCUACAGCAGUUUAACACCCUGAAACUGAAACUGCUCCAGAGCCCGUGACACGGGAGCGGUGCUGUCACGCCAGCCCGGUCCGGGAUGCGGGAGCGGCGCGCUGGAAGGGCUGUGCCGGUACCCGGGCGGGCAGAGCCCCCUGGUGGGGCCCGGGUGCCGCCGGCUCCGCCUGCAGCGGGAGGGGAAACGCGUCCUUCCCGCAGGGCUCUGUUCGGGAAACGCUUCCCCACCUGGUCUCUGCGGCAUCCAGCGUCAGGCGCAUUCAGCCAAAUUGACUUCAGCCGUCCUUCAGGGAUGAGAGGCUGGAGAGCAGUGCCGUGGAAAGGGACGUGGGGGUCUUGGUCAGUGGCAAGUUGAACAUGGGUCAGCAGUGCCCUGGCAGCCAGGAGGGCCAAGCAUGUCCUGGGGGGCAUCAGGCACAGCAUGGCCAGCCAGGCAGGGGAUGGGAUUGUCCCACUCUGCUCUGCACUGGGACAGGCUCACCUCCAGUGCUGGGGCAGUUUUGGGUAUCACAGUAUAAGACAAAAAGUUGUUAGAGAGCAUCCAAAGGAAGAGCAACAAAGAUGGUGAAGGAAGGACCUGAGAGAAUGGCCUGAAGUUGUGUCGGGAUGUUUAGGUUGGUAUAAGAAAGGGGUUCUUAAUCCAGAGGGUGGCUGGACACUGGAACAGGCUCCCCAGGGAAGUGGUCACAGCACCAAGCCUGAAAGAGUUCAAGAAGCAUUUGGACAAUGCUCUUGGACACUCGGUGCGAUUCUUGGAGGUGGUGCUGUGCAGGACCAGAAGCUGGACUCGAUGAUGCUUGGGAGUCCCUUCUAACUCAGGAUAUUUCUGUGUUCUGAGUUAACUCACUACUUAUCUGAAGUCUAACCUGGUCCAGUGGAAGGCUUAGCAGGGGGACCGAAAGUACAGGAUUUUUAAGGUUCCUUCCAAUUCAAACUAUUCUAUGAUUCUACAGGUCAAAUCCCAUUUACUAUCACUUGUCAGCUGAGCAAGUGGAGCGGAUAAAAUUUUGGCCAUGUCAAUGCCUCUGUCAUCUAGUGGGAAAAAUUGUUUUCCUCUUUGACAGACCAUUUUGCUUGUAUUUAGCAGAUGUGGUGAUUUCUUUGUCUGUUGUACUAGCCUGUUUCAUGUUUUCAGUGGUACAGCUAUGGCAGGAAGUUUUUUGUGCAGGCCUAGUCUGAGAUCAGCUCUUGUCACUACAGUCAAACAAAAUCUAAAAAGAAAAAAAAAAAAAAAAAAGAAAGAAGGAAUUCCUGGAUCUAAAAUCUAGUAAGGGAGGUAGGGAUGAACUGAACCAAGCCAAGAAGCCAAGGCUGAUCAGCUGCAGGUGCCCAGUUAUCAGGAAUACAUAUAAAGUCACUGUUGCAAGUUUUCCUUCUGCGCAGAUGCUGCUCUGCCCCAUCAUGCCGCUUCACAAGCAGUUUGUACCUGUUGGUACUACUAUGUUUUGAUUCAGAGUUCACAUCAACAAAGGGAGGACUGAAUCUGUGUCAAGUUGCAAACUUUCCUACAGAAAUAAACUCUCAGCUACAGAAAUAAAUUGCUUCUGCCUGGUCUCAGUCUACAAAAUAAAUGACACUCAGAGAAAAUUUACUAAAUGAAUUCAGUUUCAAACAGCAGGAGCUUGCAUAUAUAAGGCUAUAUCUAGUGUGGUUUCACAACUAAAAAACAAAGAACUAAAGCAGUCUAAAAAGCACAUUAAAAAUUGUCACAAUAAGAAGCAUUGGUAUAUACCAAUAUACCUCUUCACACCAAAGAAGCUUAAUAGUUGUUUUUUGGUUUUUUUUCAUCUAUGUAUUCAUUCUGGACACUAAAAUACACAUAGCAGUUUAAAAACUCAAGCCCUCACACCUACUAGAUGGGAAAGAUUCUAUCCAAAAAGCAUUUCUGGAAUCAUGAACUAUAAGUAAAAUAAGCUGCUUUUUUCUUCUUUUGUUUUCUUCUUUCCCUCCCUUAAAAAUGCUUAUUCAAAUGGAAAUACUUCAGUAGUAUUACUACUGCUGAUGAUACUGCAGAGUCUUUUGUAAAUCAUGUUAGUACUCCUGUGUGACAAGCCUACUUGGAAUUGCCACUGUUCUCUAAUAAGUGCACUGUCUUUACUUAAAACACAAUUAAAUAAUAAUAAAUUUUGCCUUUCCAUGCUGCUCACUGUUGACUAAAAUGAAGGCUGGCAUUUAAAUUGUUUUACAUUUAACUAGGGUUAUCUUAUUGGCAUUUGUUCAAUUUCAAGGUAAAAAAUUGUUUUUCUGCUAUCUAAAUGGACUUUCCCACAUUUUAACUAGUGUCCCUUGCCUGUAGGCCUGGUGCCACCCAUCUCCAAGAGAAGUCUGGCUUCAUCUUCCCUGUGUCUUUCCAUCAGGUAGCUGCAGACAGCAACUGGCUCUCUCCAUGUCUGGGAUCUUUCUUCCUUGAACUGUGUGGUCUAAUUUGUGUGUAUUCAAGGACUCUCGCUGUCUGAAAUUUUCCCACAAAUCAGGUGUAAUAUGGUGGGUUGUAUUUUGCUCUUGAAAUCGGGUGCAACAAGGUGGGUUGCAUGACAAUCCAGAUAAUUAAAGGAAUAAGUAUCACAUUUGUUGGAACAACGGGCAACUGCUCAUCUCCUCCCACUGCAAGGCUGACUGAACUGGCCUUGGUUUCAGUCUGCCCUUGAACAGGGAGCUGGAAGAUAUUGAAGCUGGUGUUCAUCAGCAAUCCAGGUGGCCAUGCCAUGAGGCAGAGAAGCAUUGCUCCUGGAGCAGCACCACCUUACCCACUCCACCGUCUUCCUUUCAAGACAGGUGAGCCAGAACUCAAAGGAUGCUGCUAGAAAUUUUAUGAACUGAGGCCUCUGUUCCACUGGUCUAUGUUCCCCUCUCUUCCACAGCUAUGUGAUCAAGUUUAAGAUUCCCAUAAGUUAGCUGGGCUGUAGUAACCAUCUAAGUGCUCUCUGCUUGAUGGAACUUGCAGGUUGUCAGUAUUUAGCUUCUUUGCAAGUAGUCUAAAGGUAAGUGUUGUUAUUUUGAAUUUGACAGAAAUAACUGUUCUCAGGCAGAAUUACUGGGUCAGAGGUGGUCCACAGGGAUGGAACAGGCUGUAAUGUAUUAGCCAUGUGUUUGAGCAUUUCUUACCAUACAAAUUCACACUAGUGCAAUAAAAGUAAAGCAACUUCUGAGUGUGAGGAAGUAACAGCUUGAUGCUGUGAACCUCAGAUGAACAAAAGUGCACAAGCCCCUACCUCAGGUUGCAGUUUUACUCUGAUUAAGCUGCAGCACUUCAAAGACAAGUAGAUGUGCAGUCAGCAUCUGAUUGAUUUAUUUCUUUAAUUGCUACAUAGAUGUCAUGGGCCCAUGAAAAAUCAAUCUUGAGAAAUAAUCCAGCUUGCACUCCAAGGCAGGAUCAGAUAUACUUGAAUGCCAGGUACUGACAAAACAUGAAUCUACAGCACUAAUAAUCUGCUCCCAG
Taeniopygia guttata (zebra finch) is the source of this 19692-nucleotide messenger RNA. It is a transcript of the gene IYD, whose product is annotated as iodotyrosine deiodinase. Gene Ontology annotation, molecular function: oxidoreductase activity. The record is from RefSeq and is a predicted model, not a curated record. NCBI's taxonomy places the organism in Eukaryota, Metazoa, Chordata, Aves, Passeriformes, Estrildidae. Gene Ontology annotation, cellular component: plasma membrane.